AAAGAAAAUUAAUUAAUUAAAUAAAACUAAAAUGAAAAACGAACUAUUAAACUAAAUAUACAAAUAAUAUAAUAAAUUAUUAAAACAAAUAAUACAAAUAUUAUGUACUAAUGAAAGUAAAUCAUUCAAAAUAAACAAAGAAAAAGUAAAUAACAUGUAAAAUGAAUAAUUCCUAAAACUUCAGUGGCAAAAUGCUGAAUUAUACCAAAGCUGCUUUAAAUAAACUCCUCCCACAAAGACUGAAUAGAGCAGUACUAACUAUCCUCAGACCAGCACAAUUAUGAAGCACCUUCUGCAUUUAAAACUGAUAUUAUAAUGUAUUAUCCAGUGAAAUGUGAUAGAUAGACAAUGUAUAAAUCUAAAGUUUGGGUAAAUGUGAUCGUUUAAGAAAUAUAAAGAAGAGUUGACCAUUUCCUCUCACAAAAUAAAACCGUGGUUUGCAUUUCUCUGACUGUAUUUGUUUGAAAGAUAAGCAGCAGAAACAGCAUUUGCAUCGGAGAGCACUUGGCUGGGGAUCACAGUCACAGAGUCAGUCUGCACGGGGAGGAUUUCUCUACUUAUUAUGUAACAUUUUGACAUUUUGUACAUUUGUGGCAUUUACACCCUGUGCCCUUCAUAUCAGAUAUUCUACACAAAAUAAUAUCUGUUCACAUUAGAUACUGUAUAUUAAGAUUUAGCUUCUGUGAGUGUUUGGGUAUAUUAAGAUAUAGUGACAUUAGAAUCUGGCCGUCAUGCAACUUACAACAACAGAACUGUGGAAUUUGUGAUACAUCAAGUGUUUUGUACACUUACAUUGUAACAGUAUUUGUUUGUAUUGUCGGCUGUAUUAAAUUGUGUGUUGUUAUGUGACCCAACCCACCUUAAUUUCACAAGGGUACCAUCAAUAGACCUUCAAUACUUUUCGUCCAUAUAGUGAAUUAUCCCAGAUUAUUAUUAUUUUUUUAUCAAUCAAUCAACCUUUAUUUUCACUCGGGAGUACUAAUAUUAUAAUUGAGGGUGACCCUCAUUUACAAUGUUGCCAAAGAUUUACAGUAUAAAAGGUUUUGAAAUUCAUUUGACAAGAAAUUAGAAAUAACAAAGAAUAAAAUAGUAAAAAAAAAAUAAAUACUAAUUUUAAAUCAACAUUUAAAAUAUACGAAUAAAAUAAAUAUAUGUAAAAUAGAAAAUUCUAAAAGACCAUAAAAAACUAAUUGACACAUAAAAAGUAAAGAACUUAUAAAAUAUAAAAUAAAAAAGAUGAUAGCAAAAGUAAAAUAAAAUUAUACGAAUUAUACGAAAUGAUAAAAUAAAUAAUAAAGAACUAAGAACAUAAUAAUCAAAAUAUAAAACAUUAGAAUAAAAAAGUUAUAAUAAAUAAUGAUUAAAUAUUAAUAAAAUAAAUGUAAAAAAUAAAAUUAAAGCAGGGCUUUCUCGUAGUGUUUAGAAACUAAAAGUUUUAAAUGAUGUUUAAAAUGUAUUUUUAUGUAUUUACAUUAUAAACAUUGAUGUAAAUGAUGAUGUAUUUCUGUGCUUUUCUUUACAUUAAGGUUCUGACAGUUAAUAGGUUUGUUAUGCUCAGCCCAUAAUUAAGGCAGUAACAAUAAGGAGUUUUUUUUCUUUACUCUGGAACAGUUUUGGUCUUCCCGGGAAUAACAGCAGCAGCAGCAGCAGAGCGCUCAUUAAUCACUCAGCCACUAAUGCUGUGCGCUCCAAUGACCUGCAGCAUCAGAUCAAACAUUAACCAAUGUUCUGCUGACAUGGUGGCUCUCCUGCGUUUUUAUUAGUGAUAAAUGAGCUUGUGUGAGACGGUUCCUGCUCCGUAUUAUGGGAUUCAUGCUCAGGCGUUGUCAAAGGAACCAGUGACACACACACACACACAUACACACACGUCCACACGGAUCCAUCACACAUCUGUUUCAUCUCAGUCUGACCAAUCAGAGCGAUGAAAAAGCUCAGAGCACUGUGGUCCUUCUCCUCCAUCUAUUUCUGGAGCUGGUCUAUUGCGAGACUUCUGAUUACUUGAAAGCAUAAAUAUGUAUUAGAGCAAGUUUAGGUGUUUUAGAGGUUUAAAUUUACCUCAGUAGAGCUGAUUAUGACUUAUAAAGUAGUUUAUUUAUUUAAUAUCUAAUCAUUUUUUGUGCUAAACAUUAAAAUGGUCAGUUUUUUUUUCUAUAGAUAGUAACUAGUAGCUGUAAGGAGUGUAUCAGCAUCAGUAGACGUCUUUCACUCCUUCAGUUCUUCACUCCUUCAGUUCUUCAUCAGCUUCAGCUCUGUCCAGCAGGGUCUCUCUCCGGAGCUGUCCAGCCCCCUGUGUGCUCUCUAAGCCCCCUCUCUCAUGCUUGCGGGCACACAUGGCUCAGCUCCGGGUUACGGGCGCAAAGUUCAGCUGGACCACCCUGCUCGCCCUCUCCCACUUCAUCUACCUGCUGCUGGGGGCCACCGUGUUCCAGCACCUGGAGCGAGAGGCCGAGAGCAACAACCGCAACAACUUCCAGCUGGAGAAGCUCUACUUCCUCGCCAACUACAGCUGCCUGGACGGUCCGGCCCUGGAGAAGUUUGUGAAGGUGAUUUUAGAUGCCUGGGAAAAUGGGGUGAAUCCUUCAGGAAACUCCACUAAUCCCAGUAACUGGGACUUCGGCAGUUCCUUCUUCUUCGCAGGGACAGUAGUCACCACCAUAGGCUAUGGGAAUCUCUCCCCCGCCACCUUCCAGGGGCAGGUGUUCUGUGUGUUUUACGCUCUAUGUGGAAUACCCCUCAACCUGGCCUUCCUCAACCAGCUCAGCAAGUGCCUGGCCUUCCACCUGGGACGCCUGGAGCACAACAUGGUCUCCAUGGUGCCUCGUAAGUCUAUUCAUCAGUGUAUGGAGGUGUUGGCGGUGGUUGUGUUCCUGCUGAUGGGCAGCGUGCUCUUCCUCAUCUUCCCCCCGAUCAUCUUCAGCUAUGUGGAGGGCUGGUCCUACGGAGAGGGAUUCUACUACACCUUCAUCACACUCAGCACCAUCGGGUUUGGAGACUUUGUGGUUGGUAACGGUCAGGACAGGCAGAAUGUGUCGGUGUACCGCAGCCUGACGGCCGUGUGGAUCAUCUUCGCCCUGGCCUGGCUCGCUCUUCUCCUCAACAUGGGCGCCAGGAUCGUGGAGCAUUUCCUGGGCCUGAGAAAGCCGCCCGUCUCCACGGACGAGGAGAGACCUUCAUCCAGGAAGCAGGAGGAGAGUCUGAGUCAGAGAGCCAUCCAGCAAUGAACUCAAAAAACCCAGGGGGCUCGGGAAACCAGCGGCUUCAUUAUUGUACUGUUUUUGGCACACAAUAUGCACAGUGUACAGUAUAUUCAUAUUCUAGAUGUUAUACAUCAACUUUGUAAGAUGUUUAAAGUUGUGAAUAUUUGCUCUAUCCUUGUAGAUCAGAUUGUUUCUGUGUAUUAUUAUUUUUUUUUUUUGCUCCAAAAAUAUCACUAUUACCCCUAGUGAAAAAAAUUAAAUUAAAAUAUACUAAGCAUUAUUAUGCUAUAUGUAUAUAUAUUAAGUGCUAAUAGCCACAUUAUUAAUCAGUAUAUUUAAAGAGUGGUAAAAUAGAACAACAUUUUUUUCUUACUUAUUAUACUUUAAUUGUAUUAAAGUAGUACAGUUAAGUAGUACUUAACUGUACUAAAGUGGAACUAUUUUAAAUAUACUUAAAUAAGAAAUAUUUAAAUAUACUACUUAAUGUAUAUAACCCCAUAUUUUAAAUAUGCAUACAGUAUACAGUAAUUAUAAUAAAUUAAUGAGUAUUACAUCUGUAUCCCUAUUAUACACCAGGUAUAUAUUAGAAAUGUACUAAGAAUUGAUGUUAAAUAUAUGUGAUCUUUUGCAUUAGAGUAGAGAGACAUUGUUCGUGUCUUUUGUAAAUAGCACACUUCUAAUACAUACUUUGCUGGGUAUAAAAAUAUAUUUUAAUAUACUGUACUACAUUUUUUAGCGUGUUACAAAUUAACUUUAACUUUGAUAAAUAUAGUAAUUUAAUUUACUUUCUAAAAAAGUUGAAACAUGAUACAUUGUACUUUAAGUGAACUUUUGAAGAAGGUGUAUUUAUACUGAGACUAAAUUAACAACAGCUACACUCACACUUUUUUUUUAGAUUUUAUUUUAUAAAAAAAUGUAAAACAAUGUUUGGUUUUUAU
Molecule: messenger RNA, 4135 nt
Organism: Astyanax mexicanus (Mexican tetra)
Lineage: Eukaryota; Metazoa; Chordata; Actinopteri; Characiformes; Acestrorhamphidae
Product: potassium channel subfamily K member 16
Exons: 5
Coding region: 2331-3221 (296 amino acids)
Biological process (GO): potassium ion transmembrane transport; stabilization of membrane potential
Cellular component (GO): membrane
Molecular function (GO): potassium ion leak channel activity
Source: RefSeq, a predicted model, not a curated record